UAUCUACAAAUCCGGUAUAUUCCUGUAAUUUGAGAAUCGACUAGUCUUCCUAGUAGUAAAGUAGCGGAAACCUGCAGAAAUGACGCGUUUCUUCUACCUCUCAACAGUUCUGUUGAGCGUUGGUUCUUUUGUGUGCGGUUUCGAUGCACGCAAAAUGAUGGAGGAGAAUCUGAAAAUUUUGAAUUUAGCCAGAGACUCACCAGCAAGUGAACGGAAGUUGGAUGUUUCGGAGUUUUAUUUGAACUUUUUGUGCGACGCACAGUUUUCCGAACUGAAUAUCAGUGAAGUGUGCGCUCUUCAGAUGGAGGCUGUUUGCAAUAACACCGAAGUGGUGACUUUGAUGGCGGAUGCUUGGUCUAAAUACCCAUACGCAGGAAUGCUUACAGCAUCGAGAGGCGAUUAUGGCGCUUUCGAUCAAUGCUUGUCCAUUAAUUAUGAGCCCGUAGAAGGGCCCAGAAUCUUGGGCAAACAAUGUACUUUUGGACUGGCAAUUCCAGUGGAUUUAACUUUUAACCAAUUUUACUCGUUGAGUUACUGCGUACCGGAUGGAUGUAGCGCCCGUGAUUUGCUCAGAUUGGUUAACAGCGGUUUUCUACCAGAAGACAGCGUCUCUCAGUUGAUAAACGAGCAAAUAUGCUCUACUUCGGAGACUUUUGGAGCCUGGGAUGCCUCCUCUAUAGCUGUAGCUACGCUCUUCUGCCUUGUUCUGCUGCUGGUCAUUCUUUGCACUUUCUACGAAGUGUUUCUGCAUCAGCGAAAAACCAAAAACUCAUCGCCGCUUCUAACAGCAUUUUCCGUCUUCAACAACGGCCGGAAGCUGACCGGAACCACCCAGCAGACCGCCAACAGCGACCAAAUCCUCUCUUUUCACGGAAUCAAAGUGAUCAGCAUGAUGUGGAUUAUAGCGGGCCAUGCGGCAGGAGCGUUUACCUUUCUUCCAGUUACCAAUCGGAGGGAAGUUGAAGAGUUCGAAUCGGAAAGAUAUGCCCAGUAUUUGACAACGGCCCAUCUUGCUGUCGAUACAUUUUUCUUCAUUUCGGGAUUUCUACUGGCUUACCAGUACUUUAAAGGACUGGCCAAUAAGCCGAUUCUGGUGCAAAUCAUGGCGAUUCCGCAGAUGAUUGUCCAUAGGUAUCUGAG
Messenger RNA from Dendroctonus ponderosae (mountain pine beetle), 1140 nucleotides. Its product is annotated as nose resistant to fluoxetine protein 6-like. Gene Ontology annotation, molecular function: acyltransferase activity, transferring groups other than amino-acyl groups. The record is from RefSeq and is a predicted model, not a curated record. Lineage: Eukaryota; Metazoa; Arthropoda; Insecta; Coleoptera; Curculionidae.